Molecule: messenger RNA, 4431 nt
Organism: Lobosporangium transversale
Lineage: Eukaryota; Fungi; Mortierellomycota; Mortierellomycetes; Mortierellales; Mortierellaceae
Exons: 8
Coding region: 421-4380 (1319 amino acids)
Biological process (GO): carbohydrate metabolic process
Molecular function (GO): UDP-glycosyltransferase activity; hexosyltransferase activity
Source: RefSeq, a predicted model, not a curated record
GUGCAUUUUAUCACAGAAGUAGAACAAGUAAGAGGAAUGGGUGGGGCAACAUGUUUUAUAUAAAUUAAUUAGAAUGCAAUGUCAGAAGAAGAGAACCCUGUUCUUUCCAUCUUCUCAUUGUUUUUCUUUUUUAACCUCUUUUGAUUGUUCAUCAGACUUCCCCCUUUUUUUCUUCUUUUUCUUCUUCACUUCCUCCUCGCCACUAUAAACUUCGCCCUUUAGUUUCUUCGCUGGUACUACAGUACUACACAAACAUUACUUUUUCUUUUUUCUUUUCUUUUCUUUUUCGACAUUCAUUCCAUUGGUCCUCAACCAUUUUACAGGCGCUGAGGAAAAAUAUAUAUAUAUAAAAGAUCCUGCUCAGCGAACAACUUUUAGGCGCAGCAAGCUACCAAGUAAACUAUUAAAUAUUAUCAGCAAAUGAGUGCCGGCAACAGAUUCAUGAGACCACUUACAAGUGGCUCUGCCUUCCUGCAAUUUGCAGCCGCAGCACUACGACAGGAAAACAUGGCUGACUCUCAACAGAGGUCCGAAUUGAGUUCCGAAGAGGAAGAUGACAUGGUCCACGUGAAUAAGAGUGGCAAUGAUCUCCAUAAAAUAAAGCAUCGACAUGGAUCUGUCCAUGACCUAGGCAUUCAUUCAGAUGGCGAAGAAGAAGGCUUCAGUGACGAAGAAGGUCGUUAUUUCCAAAUGAACAAACAGCAUAAAGACAUUCUUCAUCCAGAGACGCAGCGAUCAUCAAGCGAUGGCGAUGAUACUAUGAAAAUUAUUAACGCCGCUUCAUUUGGCGCCUCCCGCGAUAAGAUAACGAUGGUAGAAAAGUUAUUGGUGGCAUUUGGAUUGCCAGAAACAGAACAAGUUAUUGGAGAAUACCCGUGCUAUUUGGCGCGUUCAUUACUUCUUCCUGGUCAUUUAUAUUUGACGACGGAGCACAUCUUAUUCUAUGCCAACCUACCCGACAGUCAGGAUGCCACACAAAAGGAAGGGUUUUUCUCCAAAAAGUCUAGGACCACUAUGCAAUUUACUCGUCAUUGGUUCGUCCUCAAAAACGAUGUCUUGAGCUACUACGCCAAUCAAUCCGAUGUAUAUUUCCCACUCAAUACGAUCGAUCUUAAGCAUGCCCUUCAUGCAGAGUCUUCACCCAACAACGACUUGACUUUCCAUAUCUUUACAGAGAAUCGCAAGCACACUUUUAAAACGGAUUCUGGGCUUUCGAGGCAAGAUUGGGUUAAAGCUAUUCAAAAAUCUAUCCUUCAUGCCACAAUGGAGGGAAACAAAGUCAAGAUUUCAAUCCCAUUGAGCAUUGUCUUGGGAGUGGAAAUGAAUAAUAUGAAUUUUGCAGAGGCGAUUCAAGUCAGAGUACUAGAAAACGAAGAAUCCCUUGCUAUUGAAGAGUACCACUUCGCCUAUUUUGAUGACGCGGUGAUGGCAUUGGAGACAAUGAAAGCACAGCAUGAGAAAUGCCAGCGAUCAAAGACAUAUGGUAGCGCCAAAGACAAUAAAAUUUACGACAGCACCUCACCCACCAUUGGCGCAACAAAGAGGUUCGCCCAGACUGCUUCCACCUCGUCGCAACAAUCUUCGCUUUUUCAAGGGCGCCGUAUCUCGCGCAACUUCUUAUAUCCUCCCAACAAUAAAUCGAGAUCCAGAAGCAAUAGCCCCAGCAGAUCUCAACCUUCAUCUGACACAGAGGAAAACGAAAAGGAAAAGUCGCGGCUCGCAUUUCCUUUCUCUCUUCGAGGAACAACUAACUGGCUUACAGAUCACAAAUCUGGCACAGAUGUCUCUGAAGAGAACAUGAUCUUGAACGAUGAGGAGAAGGAAGCCUUCAGACGUGAAUUUUCGCUACCGGACUCUGAAGAAUUGAACACAAUCGUUUCGGGCUAUCUGUUACGUAGCAUGCUUGUGUAUGGACGAAUUUAUGUCUCUGAAAACUAUGUAUGUUUCAAGUCAAAGUUUAACGUGCCUACGAAAACGAUCCUUAUUAUGCCGUUGGCUGAUGCGAGAGAAGUGGACAAGCAAAAGGGAACCCAGUUAUUUUUUCAUGGAUUGGCAAUCCUUACCAAAACGGACGCGGAAAUCUUUUUAGAAUUCAAAACGCCCGAGACUCGCGACAAGAUCCUGAACGCUAUUCAGCAAGAAAUCUCUCCAGCUGCUCAGGAACGUCGUAUGAAGCAGAGAGCACGUGCAAUCGCAGAAACCCCGUCGCUGGAGAUAGACGAUCCUAUCGGGUCGCGGGUCACGGAUUCACUGAUGUUGGGCGAUGAGCCUGUUCAUGUGGAGGCUAUGUCUUGGUCAUCGCAUCCUGAAUUCAAGGCACGCCCUCCAAUGCGUAUUACCUGUUUGACUAUUGGAAGUCGAGGUGAUGUGCAACCUUAUAUUGCUCUUUGCAAAAGAUUGAUGAAAGACGGCCAUAAGUGUCGCAUCUCAACUCAUGGUGAAUACAAGGAUUGGAUCGAAGGCCAUGGUAUUGAGUUUGGCUUGGUCGGAGGUGAUCCAGGUGAGCUUAUUGAGCUAUGUGUGGAGAAUGGCAUGUUUACAGUGUCAUUUAUUCGCGAAGGCCUCAAACGAUUCCGCGGCUGGUUGGAUGAGCUUAUGGUGUCGGCUUGGGAAGCUUGCCAAGGCAGUGAUGUCCUGAUUGAAUCACCAUCUGCCAUGGCUGGCAUUCACAUUGCUGAGAAGCUCGACAUUCCAUAUUUCCGAGCUUUUCCUUUCCCAUGGACACGUACUCGUGCGUUUCCACAUCCAUUUGCUGUUCCUGAACACAACCUUGGCCGAUCUUAUAACUAUAUGACUUACGUAAUGAUUGAGCAAGUCUUCUGGAAAGGUAUCUCUGGACAAAUCAAUCGCUGGCGCAAAGAAACACUCGGUCUCGGGCCCACCAGUUUAGAAAAGAUGGAUGCUCAUCAUGUCCCUAGCUUAUACUCUUGGAGUCCAAAUGUUGUACCAGCGCCUAUGGACUGGCCUUCAUGGAUCCACGUCACAGGCUAUUGGUUUUUGGACAAUCCAGACCUUUCAUGGACACCACCUGAAGACCUUGUUGCGUUUUUGAAUGCAGAACCUGAGAAGAAGCCUGUGUAUAUUGGCUUUGGGUCCAUGGUGGUGGCUGAUCCUGAUGGUAUGACUAAAGCUAUCAUUGAGGCUGUUGUCAAAUCUGGGGUCCGAGCCAUCAUUUCAAAAGGAUGGUCGGAUCGUGUGACAGCUCAGGAUGGUGCCGCGGGUGCUGCCAAGAAGGCAGCUAGUGAGGAGAUUGUCUAUCCAACUUGCAUCUACAUGCUCAAAUCUGUGCCUCACGACUGGUUGUUCCCUCAAUUGGCAGGUUGUGUUCAUCAUGGAGGCGCGGGUACGGCUGCAGCCGGAUUGCGGGCUGGUAUUCCAACAGUGAUCAAGCCCUUCUUUGGUGAUCAAUACUUUUGGGCGCAACGUUUGGAGGAAGCUGGAGUUGGUGUGUGGUGCCACGAUUUGACAGUCAAGAAGCUCACAUCAGCCCUUAUUACGAUUACAACAGAUGAAAAGAUGAUCAGGAAGGCAAAGUUGAUUGGCGAAAAAAUCCGUAAAGAGGAUGGUGUUGGUGAGGCUAUCAAGUACUUUUAUCAUGAUUUAGAUCUUGCAAAGCAGAGACUCAAUAAGCGCAAGGAGAAGUCGGAUGACAUACCUGUUAGCUUCAGAGUUGAGGAAGCGAAGGAUGAGGAAGACUGGUGUGUUGUGCAACAGUCUAUCUCCAGUGGAGCCAACUCUGCAGGCGAAGGAUCCGAGAGCACCGCAGGCCUCAAUGUCUUGUCUGGAAGUGAGGAAGACAUAAUUUCACCUCCACCAGAGAGUUCGACACCGCAGCUAGCAGCAUUCAUAUCGGGAUCAAACCGACGACGUUCGAUAUCGGGAUCAAAUCUUGAACCGCUUUCACAUCUUCCACGGUCAGCUGCCUCAGAACCUGGUCCGGAUCGCAAUACUGAGUUAUUGAUACACAACAAUGUCACUGCAGAAGAAAUGGCGGCUAGACUUGAGGCAGCGCAGGGACAUAGCAAAAGUCCAGUACCAUUCUUCUCAAAAGCGUUUGGACUGAGCGAAGGUUCACAAGACAAGGGCAAGGAUAAAGACAAGGAGAGCAAGGCGGCGAAGAGGACGUCGACCGCGCGCAAGGUGAUAGAGUCGUUGACAACCAAAGCAACACAUAUGACUGGGUAUUUUAACCAAAGCAGUGGGUCUUCGGGCGCGGCGCCACCCUCAUCAUUAUUGGUAGUUGGUUCUUCGCGGUUAUCCCUGGAACAAGAGCGUGGUGAAGCUAUCUACAGAAGCAGCAGUGGCAGUGGUAGUGGCCCUAACAGUGUAACAGGUGGUGAACGACCAGUCUCUACCAAGUCACACAAGUCAAUAGCAUGAUUUGCCCGGUCGCUAAAAGGGAAUAAAUGUCAGACAUAGCUAUAAGAAGGA